Molecule: messenger RNA, 648 nt
Organism: Rodentolepis nana
Lineage: Eukaryota; Metazoa; Platyhelminthes; Cestoda; Cyclophyllidea; Hymenolepididae
Source: the annotation of a GenBank genome assembly
AUGAAGAUUUUCAUUGGAGUCGUAACUGCUUUUCUUUUUUCGUUACUUACAAUUCUUGUUGAAUGUUUUCCUAAACAAUUCACUUUUGAGCUUCCUGGCACUGAAGAAAUGUGUUUUUAUGAAAAACUUGACAAAAGUGAGCAUUACAAUUUCAUGUUUCAAGUCCUCAAGGGUGCUUCUAGUGAUAUUCAACUAGUUAUUAGAGAUCCAUCAAAGAAUGCUCUGAUUACUAAAUCGAAAACAAAUCAUGAAUCCGUCGAUUUUAUUCCCCAAGUGGGUGGCGAUUAUGCAUUUUGUUUUUCAAACCAAUAUUCGCCAAUGUCUCCCAAUCAAAUUCUCAUUGAGCUAAGGGGCCAAGAUACACUAAGAGAAGAGGCUGGGUUUGGAGGCUCUGGGCCAAUGUCUGCGAUUGAGACACUUGCGGAAUCUAUUCAUGAGCAUCUUUCAGUCUCCGAAAGUUAUCAAACUGAACUGCGGGCCAAACUUACUUCAGAUCGUAUUUUUGCAUUCGAAUUGCGUUCACAUAUCACUAUUUGGAGUUGUGCAGUUUCGUUGAUCAUUAUUUUGACAGUUUUGUCCCAAAUAGCCGUCCUGAAAAGCUUUUUCAAGGAUAGCGAACGGUAUUACACUGCUCUCAAUUCACAUUGA